Messenger RNA from Phacochoerus africanus (Common warthog), 6267 nucleotides. It is a transcript of the gene FMO5, whose product is annotated as flavin containing dimethylaniline monoxygenase 5. Bases 381 to 1982 code for a protein of 533 amino acids. Gene Ontology annotation, molecular function: NADP binding; flavin adenine dinucleotide binding; N,N-dimethylaniline monooxygenase activity. The transcript is spliced from 9 exons. The record is from RefSeq and is a predicted model, not a curated record. NCBI's taxonomy places the organism in Eukaryota, Metazoa, Chordata, Mammalia, Artiodactyla, Suidae.
GCAGGCAACAGUGCGAGUGCAAGCAACUGCAGCUGAAAAAAAUAGAUUGUAGGGUUAAUAUUUUCUGCUUGAGGCACGUUUAAUUCUCAUUGAGAGGAAAGAGGGUGCUGCUGAGUGGGCAGGGCACUGGCGAAAGGAGGUGGAGUGAAACUGCCUCUCCCCAUUGGCUGUUGCUGCUGUUUGUUUGUUGCUUUAUAUUUCCUUGGAAGUAGCAGAGAGUGCAGAGAGGCCUCAGAUCGCUGCUGAAGGAUCUCCCUGUGUUACAGGAAAGAUUGUGAGUUGAGUGAGAUCAGAUACCACACCAGAGCUCUCAGCUCUCAGACACAGGGCUCCUCCAACCAAGGUUACACUGAUCCAGCCGGUGAAGAUCUCUGGAGACCAUGACCAAGAAAAGAAUUGCUGUGAUUGGGGCAGGAGCGAGUGGGCUCACGUCUAUCAAGUGCUGCCUGGAAGAAGGCUUGGAGCCCAUUUGUUUUGAAAGGACUGAUGACAUCGGAGGGCUCUGGAGGUUUCAGGUAGAACCUGAAGAAGGAAGGGCCAGUAUUUACAAAUCAGUGAUCAUCAACACUUCCAAGGAGAUGAUGUGCUUCAGUGACUAUCCCAUCCCAGAUCAUUAUCCCAACUUCAUGCACAACUCCAAGGUCUUGGAGUAUUUCAAGAUGUACGCCAAAGAAUUUGACCUUCUAAAGUAUAUUCGAUUUAAGACUACUGUGUGCAGUGUGAAGAAGCAGCCUGAUUUCUCCACUUCAGGCCAGUGGGAGGUGGUCACGGAAUCUGAAGGGGAAAAGGAGGUGAACAUCUUUGAUGGAGUUAUGGUUUGCACUGGCCAUCACACCAAUGCUCACUUACCCUUGGAAAGCUUCCCUGGAAUUGAAAAGUUCAAAGGACAAUACUUCCAUAGUCGAGACUAUAAGACUCCAGAGAGUUUCACUGGAAAGAGAGUCAUUAUAAUUGGCAUUGGGAAUUCUGGAGGAGACCUGGCUGUGGAAAUUAGCCACACAGCCAAGCAGGUUUUCCUCAGCACCAGAAGAGGGGCUUGGAUCCUCAAUCGUGUAGGAGAUUACGGAUAUCCUAUUGAUGUGUUGCUUUCUUCUCGAUUUUAUCAUUUUAUGAAGAAUAUCUGUGGUCAAUCAAUAUCAAAUAUAUCUUUGGAGAGACAGCUGAAUAAAAGGUUCGACCAUGAAAUGUUUGGCCUGAAGCCUAAACACAGAGCUCUAAGUCAGCAUCCUACCAUAAAUGAUGAUCUACCAAACCGUAUAAUUUCAGGCCUGGUGAAGGUGAAAGCAAAUGUGAAGGAAUUCACAGAGACAGCUGCCAUAUUUGAGGAUGGCUCCAGGGAGGAUGACAUUGAUGCUGUUAUCUUUGCUACAGGCUAUAGCUUUGACUUUCCUUUUCUUGAGGAUUGUGUCAAAGUGGUCAAAAAUAAGAUAUCCCUGUAUAAAAUGGUCUUCCCUCCUAACCUAGAAAAGCCUACUCUUGCAAUCAUUGGCUUGAUCCAGCCCUUAGGUGCCAUUAUGCCCAUUUCAGAGCUCCAAGGACGCUGGGCCACUCAAGUAUUUAAAGGGUUAAAGACAUUGCCCUCAAAGAGUGAAAUGAUAAGAGAAAUAGCUAAGUUUCAAGAGAAUAUGGCAAAAAGAUAUGUGGACAGCCAACGCCAUACCAUUCAGGGAGACUAUAUAGAUACCAUGGAAGAACUUGCUGAUCUGGUGGGUGUCAGGCCCAAUCUGCUAUCCCUGGCCUUCAGUGACCCAAAACUGGCAUUCCAGUUAUUUUGGGGACCUUGUACUCCAAUCCAGUACCGUCUCCAGGGCCCUGGAAAGUGGGAUGGAGCACGAAAAGCUAUCCUUACCACAGAAGAUCGUAUCAGGAAGCCACUAGUGACAAGAGUAACUGAAAACAAUAAUUCCAUGACUUCAACAAUAACAGUGGCCAGGUUUAUGCUGGCUGUUGUCUCCUUUGCUAUAAUUCUGACCUAUUUUUAGCUGUUCCAUUGUCAUUGCUUCAGUUUGCUUUGAAAGCUGGAUCUAGAGAUGCCUUCAGAACCUGAUGAGAUUGAACAACUCUCUCCUUUACAUCGCCCAGAAAUCUACUUUUCCUUUUCCAAAGCAUUGGUCCAUGUCCCUCUUUUCCCUACACUGAAAUCCCAGCUUUCAUUUGUACUGACUUCCCUCCCUUCCUUUUAUGACCUAUCACUUUUUCCUUCCAGUAACCCCAGGGCUGUGAGCUCAGGUACUCCUUCAGUCAUCUUUGUAUGUCCUAAGCAGAGUUCCUGUCAUGCAGUAGUUGUUUAAUCAAUGUCUGCUGUCAUUUAUCAAAUAUGGUAGGGAGCAUAAGUCAGUAUAUUUAAAAGAAAUGGGUGACUCCAUGUAACUGUGUUUCUGUAAGAAUUUGGUUUUCUAACUAGAAUUUUAUUCAUUGUCUUUUUUUUUUUUUUUUAAAUGGCCACACCUGCGGCUUAUGGAAGUUCCCAGGCCAGUGACUGAAUCGGACCUGUGGUCCAGCUCUAACAAUGCUAGAUCCCUUAACCCACUGUGCCAAGCUGGGGAUCAAACCUGUGCCUCCACAGUGACCCCAGGUGCUGCGGUCAGACUCUUUUUUUUUGUUUGUUUUUUAUAGUUCCUUUCUGUUCGAGAGCAAAUGAUAUUGAUUUCAUUCUUAAAUUCAUUCAUUCAUUCAUGGGUGCGACAUGCAGGAGCUUGAUAUGGGAUCUCAGUUCCUAGACCAUGGACUGAACCCAGGCCACAGUGGUGAAAGCACCCAGUCCUAACCACCAGACCACCAGAGAACUCCCUGCAGUCAGAUUCUUAACCCACUGCACCACAGUGAGAACUCCUUUUGUUUGCUUUUAAUAUUGUAACUAAAUGUAUUUUUUCCUGAGUGAUUAGAGAAAUAAUGGUCCUAUAACAGUUGUAUAUAUCUACCAUAAGAUAUAUAGAUAUGAAAACCAUUUGUUCCACCAGUGUAUCUGAUUCCUGGUCAUUUUUACUCUUUUCCCCGAAGCAACACAUCUCUAUUUUAUCAAUGAAGAAAUGACCUUUAGCUUUCUGGGCUCAUGGAUCAUUCUAACAACCUAGCAGCUGCCAACAGCUUCAACCUGGCUAGAAAAAAUGAGUAUUUUAAAUUAGCUGUCCCAUCUUUUUUGAUCUCUUAGUUCCUGUAUUAGGAUGCAACAAGACUUCACCUUAGGGACUAUGAUAAGUAGCCACUGAGGCAGGAGAUAGAUGGGCCCCAGGCUGAGCACCUGGAAUCUGUCCCCUCUGGACAAAUACUUCAAGAAAAAAAUUAUGGCAGGAACAAGGAGGAGCUGAGUCCUGCUUGGCUAAAAGAUGAAGAGACCACACAUUCCUCAUUCUCAAGGUCAAGGAGACCUCCCAAACUACACAUGUGCAGAAAGGUUCCUCAGGGGUCAGAGAAGGGAGGCGGCACCCGACCAUAAUACUUCCUGUCAACUUGCCAGAAACUCUUGUGCUAGAAUCCAGCGUGGCUAAAAGAUGCACACACACUCACAGGGACCCUGAGGCAGGCCAAAUAUGAACUCAAACCAGACAGAGCCAGAUGACUAGCCAGAAGAACCCCAGAAAAACUGUCCCCAUAACUAGCCCCAAAGCACAUGGCUCUCUCUCUGUCUCUCUGCCUCUGUCUGUCUGUCUUUCUCUCUCUGAGCCCUUCUGUGCUUUCUCCACACCCAUCUUCUCUCCUAAUAAACAUUCUACUUGCCUCACUCCUUUCAGUCUCCUUGCUGGAUUUCUUCUCCAGAGAGACAAGGACUAGGGACCUACAUCAAGCCCCUGUGGUCAGUGGUUAGGAUUCAGCAUGCUCACCCCACAGCCACUACUGGGAGAACACCAUCAACUGCUCUAGUGUGGCCUACAAAUGUGAUUGGGUAGGCCACAAUUACUCUUACUCGCUCCCCUCCAUACCCUCCCAUGCAUAGUCUAAGUCAUAAGUAUUCAAAGAGGUCCUUUAUGUAAUAAAUUAGGAUUGAUCAUUACAAAAUAGAGGGAGUAUUCUGCUUAUAACAGUUUUUCUUAUGUCAUACAUUGUAGUUAUACAAAAACAAAGCAAACAAAAUGAAACCCAGGGACUCCAGGGCAUGUUCAAGUGCUACUGUUUUUUCAUCCUCAUAAUUUUUGCUCUGUUCGUCUCUCUCAGAGAAGUUAAGUAAGAGUUGGCCGUUGGGCACACUGAAUUUCAUGAUGAAAGAUACCGGAUGUACCAGCCAGGUGUGUGUUCAUAAAUAAGCUGUUGUGCAAUACAUUUUGGGAUUGCUGCCUGUUAUUUAACAAAAGAAUAAAUAGGAACAACUGAAAGAGCCACCUUGGAAAGUAUCUUUCCCAAAACAAAUAAGAGAAGCAGGAAUGUGGGAAUUCUAACUUCCUCCUAAUCAUAUAAGUAUUUGUAUAAUUCUCUGCUAUUUGCCUAAUGUCGCCUGUGGAAAUGCUUUUGGAGAAUUAGAAGGUCUUUUUCCUUCCAUAAUCUUUGUAAUACUGGGGAUUUAUCCUCUACUAAAAUGGGCCUAGUGCCUUUUAAUAUGAAAAUUAUCCUAGUUCAAGAGUAAAUGGAUUGCUGGCACAGCACUGUAAAUCACCUGUACUUCAAUUAAGCAAAGUAAAUUGAAAGUUGCUUCUUUUUCAUUUCCUCUUUUAACAUAUAAAUUGUCUCUUUCAGCAUGUAAGUGGGUUGAAUUAAGAGUUCUUGGAUAAUACUUAGUUUUCAGUAAUAAGUACCACAAAAAGUAAUGAAGUUUCCUUUUUAAAUAAAAAGCAUGUAAUUCUAAAUCCACUGACUCUCAUUCUACUUCUAAUAUGCAAGGUUACCAAAAAAGCAUUGAAAGCAUUGCUUAAAUUCUAAACCAAGCCAAAAGUAAGAGGUGCAUAGGAAAGGGAACUCAAAACAACUCAAGAUACAAAGCCCUAGUUAUUGAUGCAUGUGUAUUAAUAUUCAUCAGUUUACCACAUCUUGCUUUGGCAAUGACAUGAAAAGGUGAUACCAUUUUCCCAAUAUGCUUUCUUUGUACUGCCACAAAGUAAGGAAGUGCUCUAAAAGCAAACUAAUGGGGGUAUGUCAAAGGGACAAGGGAACUAACUGAAAGUGAUCCCAAUGGCAAAAGCUGGAACAAUGUGAAACAGCAAUAUAAAUAACCUACUACUGGACUAUAACAAAAAGUAUAAAAAUUACCCACAAGUCCAUACUGAUACAAAUAAUGGAAUAAUAAGUGAGGUAAAAUAAACAAAACUCCCAUACAGAAGAAUUCUAAACAAUUUACAUAAAUACUCAGUCCUCAAGGAUUUAAAGCUUGACUCCCCUCUCCUGAAGUGUAGGCUGCUAGAAUGACUUCUUUCCAAAGAGAACAGUAUGGAAAGGGGAGAAAAUAACUUUACAGUGGAGAAAUCUCAGCUGGGUGAUCAAGAUUAAGAUCAGCCGUGAAGUCAGGUUGAUAGUGUGUAUUCUUUGUUUAUUUGUUUUGGCUGACCCUGCAGCAUUCAGAGUUCCUGGGCCAGGUUUCAAAACCCAGCCACAGCAGUGACACUGCCAGAUCCUUAACAGGAAACAAUGACAGAAAAUGAGGCAGAACAGGUGAGAUGGAAUUUCAGAGGAACUGAUAGAUGGUCUGAUAGGAAUUUAUUGAAAUGGGACUGCAGUUUAGACUAGAAGAGGGUAAGCAGGGAAGAAUUUGAGAGCUUUCCCUGUGGAUGUUAUGGUGGCUCAAGGGUUUCUAGGCCUGCAUUUAUACUACCGCAGUGGGUAUUCAGGAAGGUUUCACAAAGAGAUGCACCAGUACCUGCCUUGUGGGGUUGCUGUGACGAUUAAAUAAACUCUUUCGUGUAAAACACUUAGUGCUUGUACAAAGUUGACCUUCACUAAAGGUUAAAUACAUAUAAGGAAGGUAUCACUUCUACAUGGAAUCUUGAAAAAAAAAGUCAAAUUCAGAGUCACAUCAGGUAGAAUAAUGACUGUCAGGGGUCAGGAGGUAGGGGAAAUGGGGAGAUGUUGGUCAAAGGGUAUAAACUUUCAGUUAUACCUUCUGAGAAUAUAAUGUACCGCAUGGUUACUAUAGUUAAUAAUACUGUGUUUGGAAUAGUUGAAAUUUGCUAUGAGAGUUAAAUCCAAAGCAUUGUUCAGCACACAAACACAAAGGGUAUGACGUGAUGGUUGUGUUAAUUAACUUGAUUGUGGUUAUCAUUCACAGUGUUUACUUGUAUCAGAUCAUCAUGAUGUAAACAUGUACUUUUGUCAGUUAUACCGCAAUAAAGCUGGAACAAAGAG